Panicum virgatum (switchgrass) is the source of this 750-nucleotide messenger RNA. Its product is annotated as collagen alpha-1(VI) chain-like. The transcript has 3 exons. The record is from RefSeq and is a predicted model, not a curated record. Lineage: Eukaryota; Viridiplantae; Streptophyta; Magnoliopsida; Poales; Poaceae. Bases 1 to 750 code for a protein of 249 amino acids.
AUGCGAGCCAGACUCUAUAACCCACACCCCGCAGCCUUUGGAUCCCUCCGCCUCUUCGUCUUCCUCUUCCUCUCCUCUUCGUCUCCCUCGAUCCCUCCGCCUCUUCCUCUUCCUCUUCCUCUACUCGUCAUCUCCCUCUUCGUCUCCGGUGGCGAUGUCUCCCCGCAAGCGGCGUGCUUUGGUCGCCCUGCAACUCCGGGAGGACGGCCGUUGGAUCCCGGGGAAGAAGCCAGGCGCGGCAUACUGGAGCGCGGGGAAGAAGGCGGCCGCGGGGACGAAGGCCCGCGCGGGGAAGGUGCCCGCGGCUACGAAGGCGGCCGCGGGGACGGCGUGCGCGGGGACGAAGACCCGUGCGGGGAAAGCGGCCGCGGCUAUGGCAGUCGCGGCGGGGAUGGCGGCCGCGGGGCCCCUCUUGCCCUAACCCCCAAGGUGGAGGUGACCGAAGAGGAGCCGGCGCCGAGACCCCUCCUGCCCUACCCGCCGGGCUUCGGGCCCAAAGUGGAGGACGUCGGCGCUUCCCACUCCACCCCGCCGCCGCCACCGCCGGCUGCGGGGAAGGGCGCUUCCAACGCGUCUCAGGUACCUUUUGAUCAGAUGACCAUCAUGCAGUUGCACAACACCUUAGCAGACUCACAUGAGAGGGUGGUGGCACUUCAAGAUGAGCUUGCUGGGGAGAGAGGAAGGAAGAAGGCCAUUGAGCGUGCACUGAAAGCAGCGAUCAAGGCUCAGAGAGGUGGCAGAAACAUCUAA